Molecule: messenger RNA, 2518 nt
Organism: Crotalus tigris (Tiger rattlesnake)
Lineage: Eukaryota; Metazoa; Chordata; Lepidosauria; Squamata; Viperidae
Gene: TBCC
Product: tubulin folding cofactor C
Exons: 1
Coding region: 979-2157 (392 amino acids)
Biological process (GO): post-chaperonin tubulin folding pathway; tubulin complex assembly
Cellular component (GO): cytoplasm
Molecular function (GO): tubulin binding
Source: RefSeq, a predicted model, not a curated record
ACACACACACACCCCGAAGGCAACCGCAAUGAUGAUGCAACCCUCAAUGAAAUUGAGUUUGACAUCCCUGAUUCAAACAGAAUACUUAAUAGUUAACAUUUUCAUUUAAUUUCUAUUUAUGAUAUAUCACAUUUUCCCACCAGGGACUGAAGGUUAUAUAGAAAGGACUCAUUUUUCCAAUUUUAAUAAUAAGACUUUGAACCCACAAUAUGUGAUCCUGUCUUUUACAUGCAAGAGUUGGGUGACAAUAUCAUUUCUAUACCAAACAUGCAGAUUUUUCAAGGCUGGCAAAGCCAGUAUGGAAUGAAUAAUCAAAAUUUUACAUUAAAAUAGAUUUCUAUAGUAGUUCAGAAUUCUACAAUGAGUGGCAGCAAUUAUCCAAGCUUUUCCAGACCAAUUUUCACAUAUUGUUGAUUGAACCCAACUGCAUUCCAAGUCUGCAUUUUUCUCCAAUUCCAGAAGCCCAAGAAUAACCUAGGAUGAAAAUGACAUAUAUUUAUCAAAAAGAAAAAAGGUGGAAAAUUUAUAUUGCAAGAGUUAGUUAUGAAUGUGGUGAAAGCAAGGAUUGCUUGUCAAGACAGAAAGGCCAGAAAGUAUAGUAAUAAAUAUUACACAUAAUUCUAGUUCCUUUUUCGGAAGCCCUGCCUUGAAUUUUUUUGGCUUGGUAUACUACCUUACUCCUUUUCUGCAACUCCUUUGCUUACCCAAAAAACGAAAUCUGAUAAGUAUGUGAUAUACAUGAACAUUUAAACUACUGUUUCAUAAUUUAUAUCAGAAAAUCGUUCUCUGCACGUCAAUGGGAAGGCAGAUUUGUUAGCUAUUUGGACGAAAAGUGAGUUCAAAGUCACCGCGCUAUUGUUCACCUAAAAGACGGUUGGUUGCUCUCACUGACGUUAAUAUUGCAUCUUAAAGGAAAACGAGCCCCGCUUUACACAUUUUUCUCGCCAGCCAUUGAAUGAAGAGCCCUUUAAAAACAAAAUGGAUAAGACACGCCCACGUCCGCCGGGCGGUCACUUCACAAAUCUUAGGGACCAAUCGGUCUUCGUCUUAGUACGAAGUGAUCGAAGCCGCUGCAGAGAGAGAGAGAGAGAGAGGAAGAGAAAGAUGGAGGCUUUUUCGCAGGGUGCGGCGCCGGUGGAGGGCGACCGGGUGCCGCUGGUUGCCGGCCUUUCCGCCCUGGUUCCCGACAGAUUGCAUCAGCGAGAAGCGGAACGACGAGAGGAGGCAGAGAGAAAGCGACGAGAACGCGACGCGCAGUCGGUUUUAGAAGAGCAGAGCGAUUAUUUCACCGCCUCCUUUGCCCGGGAGCGGGAGACCAUCGAAGCGCUGCUGCGGUCGGAGCCGGCCCAGGGUGCCGAGGCGGCUGUCGAAGCCGUGUCUGAGGCGGCUCGGCGACUGCAGGAUCUGCAGCGGCUGCUGACUGAUUCAGUGCGCUUCUUGGCUCCAUAUGAGGUGCGGCAGGCCCAGGCGGCGCUGAACAAGCUACAGGGCGAGCUCUCCGACAGGCGCCUCCAGCUGAAGCCGAAGAAGCGGUUCGCCUUCACCAAAGCCCUCAAAAAGGACCCUGCCUCGGCUCCGUCCGAGUCUUCCGCUCAGCACCCGCCCCGGGAAAGCUCCGCGGAAGACCAGAAAGAAGCGGCAACCUCCGCUCCGGUGGAUCCAGGUUGCGGCUUCAGCCGGGCCGAGGGACAGACCCUCGAGCUCGGGCCGACCGAUCUGCUGCAGCAGGACGUGGUGCUGUCUCAUCUUAGGCGCUGCCGGGUGCUGUUACGCGGCAACCCCAACACGCUGUUGGUGCGCAACUGCGACGAUUGUACCAUACUGUGCGGACCCGUAUCGACCUCGGCGCGGGUGGAUGGGUGUAGCGGUUGCGUCGUGGCUCUUGCCUGCCAGCAGCUCCGGACUCACCGCGCGACGGAGAUGAACUUCUACGUACAAGUGACUAGCCGAGCGAUGCUGGAGGACUGCUGCGCUGUGCGCUUCGCCCCCUAUUCAUGGGAUUAUGCAGGCAUUGAUGCUGACUUCAAGACUGCUGGGCUUGAUAGAAGCAAGAACAACUGGGAUCAGGUGGACGACUUUAAUUGGCUGGCCAAGGAUCAGGCCUCCCCGAAUUGGUGUGUGAUCCAGGAAAAGGAGCGGAUCACGAAUUGGAAUUGAGUUACAGCCUGCAUUUGUAGAGGAUUUCAAAACAACGGUACUGAAAAAGAGGAGCGACUUUUCAAGGGACAGAAUUAAUGAUGCAUUAAAUAGUCCUGAAUGAUGUUUGGAAACUUUAGGUUGCCAAAACACUUGUCCUGAUAACCUUUAACUAUUUACUUGCUGAUUAUGUGUCCUGUUGGUAAUGUUUAGUAUUGUGUAUGCUGGAGUUCUUUCCAUAGAUCUGCAGUUGUAGCUGUAAGAUUGUUUUUGUCCUCUUAGGAAGAAAACUUGUGGGGCUGAAGAUUUUAACUUCUGUUAAAAUGUUAUCCAGUUAGUAAUUUGCUCACCUAAAUACUGAUUAAAAUUACUGUUAUUUAAA